This is a messenger RNA of Cyprinodon variegatus (sheepshead minnow), 1370 nucleotides long. Its product is annotated as MyoD family inhibitor domain containing. The record is from RefSeq and is a predicted model, not a curated record. NCBI's taxonomy places the organism in Eukaryota, Metazoa, Chordata, Actinopteri, Cyprinodontiformes, Cyprinodontidae. Bases 41 to 616 code for a protein of 191 amino acids. The transcript has 3 exons.
CCUGCGACAGACUGGGAAAAACCAGUCAUGAGAAUCCAAGAUGCUGCAAGAAGAAGCGUCUGUGGAAACGAGAGGAAAACAGAACAACGCAACUGAAGUCCAGCCUCCUCCUGGUCCAGCUCUCCUAACGGAGGCCUCCCAGCUAUCAGACGCGUUGAAGAAGCCUGGACAUGACCUUCAGAGGCCAACAUGUCCUCGGUGUGGCGUCCCAGUCACUGAAAAGAGACUCAAACCUGCCUCACAGCUGCAGAGCCAACCGCAGGGCACAGUGCACAGCGGCCAUAAGGGCAGCGAUAGUAGGAGAGGAAGGGCCAGAUCCAACCAACCUGCUCCUACACCUGCAGACUCCUGCUUUCAGCUGCUGCUGGCGUGUCUGUGGUGCCGGUUCUCUGCGGUGCUCCUGGGUGUUUUGGAGGCCUCCUCCUGCUGCCUCCAGGGCCUCUGCUCCUCCUGCUGCCACGCCUGCUCCUCCUGCUGCUCGGCCAUCCAGGACGCCCCCGCGGAGGAGUUCAGCUGCCCCACCCACUGCCACUCGGUGCUGUUUGAGUCUUGUUGCGAACCCACAGAGUUUCUGGAGUUCUGCCUGGACUGCUGUGAGAUCUGUCACCGCGGCUAAGCCAGUAGUCUAUCUGAAGGGAUGCAAACGUGCACCCAGAAAAUAAGAUGACUAUUGGUCUGUCUUAAAAGUCCAACAAAAUACAAAGAAGUUUUUAACAUAAAAAUGUUGCAAUGAAAGGUAGUGUUGCUCAUACAGUGCCUACAUGCUUCAUGUGUUUCUAUAGCUGUGAUGAGUGAAGGGCCGCUGCUGCUGCAGGUAAAGAUAAGAACAAACUGAGGAACAAGCCGGAUCGCUUACUUCGUGCCGCCUGAACGUCACCCUCUAAAUUAGAUACCACUGCUGCCUGUUGUCCCUAACAGAACACAGCUGCAUUGUGGGCCAAAAAAACCCACAGCCUAAAUUCUAUUUACUUGCUAACAUGAUUUAAAUGAGCAUCUUUGCUCUCCUGGACAGACUGACAGCAGUGUCUUUAUCGGCACUUAGAUUUAUUUUUGGCUGUUUACCGUCUGCUUCUCUGCUGUCAUCUCGCUCUGCAGCUUUUUAAUGAAGCCAGCUCAGAUCUUCUGAGAUCUAGAGACAGUAAGCAUCUUCUUUAUGCCUCAAAGUGCCUUAUUUGACAAAUAUGAUAAAGGAUUAAAGCGAGAGAUGACAAGUUUUUUAUUAGCAGUGUAGAGGGAGUCACAUUGGAGGCAGUUUAGAUGUAAAGCAAUAGACCUUUUCUGUUUGUGGUCGUUUAUUAAAACAUUAUGUGCCUUUUAGUUCUGUUACAUUUAAACUGAUGAUGGGAAAAAUAAACUGCUCUCAUACCAAG